This is a messenger RNA of Symbiodinium natans, 1308 nucleotides long. The record is from the annotation of a GenBank genome assembly. Lineage: Eukaryota; Dinophyceae; Suessiales; Symbiodiniaceae.
AUGGCGCGCAGCUCCAGUGCUCUCCCUGUUGCCCUGCUGGCCCUGGUGGCUCUCUUCGUGGCCCCGGCGUUCGUGCCUUCACCCGCUCCUCGCGCGGCACCCGAGGCCAGUGCUGCUGCCAUCACCGCAGGCGCUGUGCUGCCGCUGCUCACAGCCCAGCCCGCAAUGGCCGAGGACUACAUGAUGCCUCCCAGCUGGCCCUUCCUCGUGGUCUUCAUUGCGGGGGCCUUCGCACUCCUGGUCGUGGGCAACUUCAUCUUCCCUGGCGAGAGGAGGUUGGAUCCCGAUGAUCCCACAAUCCGCGGGCGCAACUGGGAGGCCGUUGAGAAGGUCCUGAACCAGCGGGAGGCGUACCUUGCGUCUCUGAACGGCUUUGACUUGGAUAGCACAGAGCCCCGAGGGCCCAGCUACCAAGAUCCCUGCCGGCCUCUGUACAACACCUUCCCUUGGGAGGAGGAGGUGGCUGGCUUUGACAAGCCUGCGUCGUGCACGCACAAGAAUUGGAGACACAAGUGCCUCAAGUACAAGCUGGGCACGCAGUGUGCCACACUGGAGCUAGACACAGGUGAUGGCGCCAACGGCCUGAACCCGGCUGUCUUGGAUGCUCUGCAGGACGCCAUCAUGGACCUGCAGGACAGGGGCGACGUCAGAGUCGUCGUUCUGAAGUCAACGGGGAAGUUCUUCAGCCAGGGCUUUGACCCCAAGCACCUCAUGGCAGAGUCCACGAUGUCGGAUGAGGACAUCAUCGCGUUUCAGACGCAGUUUGCGAAAAUCCUCUACUUCUUGCAGAGGCUGCAGCAGCUGACCGUGGCCCUGAUCCAAGGGACGGCGAUGGGAGCCGGUAUCGGACUCGUGUGCGCCUGCGACUAUGUGAUCUCGGUGAAGAGUGCUUUCUUCACCAUGAGCGAAACCAAGCUAGGAGCUGUGCCCUCCACCGCUCUACCGUACAUCACGAGGCGGUGCACUUUCAUCAAGAAUGUGUAUCAGCUGGUCCUUGCCGGUGCCAACCUGUCGGCAGACAUAGCUGAGGAGUAUGGCUUUGUGGACAAGGUGGUCGACGAAAGCAAGGACCUGGAGGCCGAGUGCCAGGCCGUUUGCGACCGCAUGACGCUUUGCGCGCCCGGUGCUGUGGCUGCCACCAAAGAAGUGGUCAUGAACACGGUAGGGGUGCCCCCAUCGUCGUUCAUGAUGAACUAUGUGGCCGGAAUCGUGGCGGACAUCCGGGCAGGCCCGGAGUCAAAGGCUGGGAUGCAAGCAGUGCAGAACAAGACUCGGCCGAAGUGGGCCGACACGCCCAUCGUGCCGUGA